This is a messenger RNA of Bacidia gigantensis, 1959 nucleotides long. RefSeq lists its product as uncharacterized. Bases 1 to 1959 code for a protein of 652 amino acids. The transcript has 2 exons. Lineage: Eukaryota; Fungi; Ascomycota; Lecanoromycetes; Lecanorales; Ramalinaceae. The record is from RefSeq and is a predicted model, not a curated record.
AUGAAAAAGCUAUACCCAAACACCGUUCAGGAGUCUUCUCACCUCCGCGAACUUCAUGCCACGUUCAUUGAUGAAGCUUUGAGUGUACUGAAGCCUCGCACAAAUGGUGACCGCCGCUACUUUGCGAAUUUGACAGAAAUAAUGGGUGAAGCGAGGCGUCUAGGUAAUAUGGUUGUCGCGUCUGAACGCUGUGCAGAGUACUGGGUGCAUACAGCUGUCGAACAACAUGUGAUGGAGAUUCUCGCAAAGAUAUGCGAAUUACCAGAAGCUCGGGAGCAAACAAAGGUCGAGCACAAGAUUCGCUCUAUGAAUCACGAGAGGCAACUGAAGGAAUCUGAAAUGGCUUCUCAGCCACCCCGUACACCAUCUCCACCACGAUCAGCUCUAGGAGAACCUACAAACCAUGCCAACGCUCGCAAAUCUUCUAAUCAGGCUCAAGGAACAGCCUAUGUUGCUUCAGAUCAGAUAUGCGUGAAGAAAUUUGCUGAUGAACAGAAUGGGCUAAUGUUCGUCAUGGAGUAUAAGCCGCCUCAUAAGGUGACUGCCAAUGUCCUUCGACGGGGCCUCCUCAAGCUCCAGCACAUCAAGCCAGAGAUUCUCGAUAAUGUCAAGCUACCGCCUCGGGGUUCCAAGAAGCGACUGCUUGAAGAGACAGGGGAGGAAUUCGACUCUCGCGCUCAUCAAAUUGUUGCACUAACUCUGACGCAGAUCUACGAUAAGAUGGUAAAUGCUCGGGUGAAAUAUUCCUACCUCACAACAGGUCAGGCUUAUAUCUGGCUGCAGGUUCCAAAAGAUCAGCCAACCACGCUGAAUUGGUAUUUGAGUGUGCCAGGGGAACUGCCUCGCAGCGCCGAACCUGGUUUCGAGCUUUGUAAAACUGCAUACGACGCGAAUGAUCAAUUGGAAAAUAUUCCCGAAAGUGCCGAAAAACCAGAGCUCCACUUGCCAUGGCCCGGGUCAAACUCUCGGAAGCGAGUCAAAGGCAGCAGUGGUGGCUGCAACGAUAGCCAAGCCACAGUAAGAGACCCGGAGGAUCCUGAUGAUGGGCCAAAAAGGACGCCCAACAAAUUCCGCGAGGGGUCAGCUUCUUUGGGGACGCGAUGGAAUGAUCGGAGGAAAAAGUCGAAUUCAGAGACAGCUGUAAAUCAGCAGCAGCAGCAUACCAAACAACGAUCAAUGGAAAAUGCGGCAUACUGCACACAGGCUUGUCUUCAAGGGCUAGCUUUCGGACUUCCUGCCGAUCGCACUUGUCCGAACUUCGCUCUACACCAUGCUACAGAGUCACAACAACACUCCAUUUCCGCGCCGCAGCUCGUCCGCCUGCUCUACUUACAACUCAAAGACAAUCCUGAUGCUGGUUGCUACGAACUCGGCAUCAAGGGUGCUUGCGGGUAUCUGUUCAAAAUGGCCCUCCUCUCACAUGGCUAUGUCUUUGUCGGUAAAGGCACGAUUGAGGAGCUCCUCGCACCUCUAUUCCACGAAGCACGUAUCUACAGACAUCUCGCGUCGCUCCAAGGGCGCGUUGUGCCAAUUUACCUCGGAGAUUUCGCUUCAUACCACCGCUUCCGCAUCGGAGUCGGGAUCGACCAAAUCUGCCAUUUUCUGCUCCUCUCUUAUGCGGGGGAGCCUCUAGAAAAUCCUUGCGACGUAUACACUUCGGAAGUACGGGAUCUCGUGGCAAUGAUACGCAAGAAAGGCGUAAUUCAUGAUGAUGUCGAGUCCCGCAACGUGCUCUGGAAUGAGCAAGAGCAGAGGAUGCUGGUGAUUGACUUCUCCCACUCCCGAAUCGUACCUGCGGACUUUGAUAAGGCAAGGGAACAGCAGAGCAAGACGAGGAAAUUGCCGUUGCAGGAGAGUAGUCCGAACAAGAAGAUGAAGUCCGAGACUGGGAGGGCCGACGGCAAAGUCGGGACAGGCGUGAUCAUGCGGAGGUCUCAACGCCUUAAGGUCGCGGCUUGA